This is a messenger RNA of Pelmatolapia mariae (spotted tilapia), 1300 nucleotides long. It is a transcript of the gene hemgn, whose product is annotated as hemogen. The coding region runs from base 108 to 923 and encodes 271 amino acids. The transcript has 4 exons. The record is from RefSeq and is a predicted model, not a curated record. Lineage: Eukaryota; Metazoa; Chordata; Actinopteri; Cichliformes; Cichlidae.
AUAAUUCGUCUAGGGGUGGGAAUAGAAAACUGUCAGAAGUUAUUCUGUCGUCUUUUUUGCGCUUGCCCGCCUUCAAUGAGUUGAAUUCAUUCAUAGCAGGACUCAGAAUGGAGGACACGUCGCAACAAGAGAAACAAGAGUUGGAAUAUAAAAAUCCAAAUGAGGAGGAAGGUGGGAUCCGUCGCCGAUUGCGAGACAGGGACCUUCUCAGGAAGAGAAAGGCCGAAGCAGAAGAGAAGGAAACUAACCAGUGGGUUUUUGGGGAGGAGAGCCAACGGAAAAGAUCAAGAGCCGAGGACAAGAGCGGUGCAAAGAAGAGAGGGAGGCCCAGGAAGACUGAACCCACACCGCAGCUGUCUGCUGUUCAGGAAGAAGUUGAAGCACUUCAGGAAACUCCUGCAGUCGUGGUGGUACCUGAACCCGCUGUGGUCAUUCAGGACCAAAUCACCGGCUCUCUGCCUCCGCUGUUUGGGCUGGAAUCACAACCAGCUUCAGUCCUUGCUGCUCCUGCUCCUGCUCCUGCAGCAGUGUUCGAGUUUGUGCAGAAUUCUGCUCCUGCUCCGACUCUGGCUUUUGCUGCUCCAGUUCCCGUCCAAGAUUCAGCUCCUGCUCCAGAUGCUGUCUUAGUCCCAGCUCAGUCCCUAGACUCUGUUCCAGCUGUAACUCCUGCUCCUCCCUCAGCUCCUCCCCAAGUGGAGACCCUCUAUACAGAGUCACAAGGCAAGGAGGCCCCAGGCCAGGUCCUGAUUGAGGACUUAGGCCCAGAUGAGGAGGAGGACAUCUCUCCAUCACAAGGCAACAAACGCGCUAAUGAAGAUUUGAGUGAAACACUUUCGAUCAACGUACCUGAACAAAAUAACGUGUACUCAGUUCCAACUGUCUCUGCUCAGCCUAUGGCUCAGGAAUAUUUUCCAGGAAAUUAAUUGCAACUUUUUUUCUGAAAUGCACUGUUAAGAUAUUGCUUUAUAUAUGCAAAGCCUCGUCACAGUUUGUAUCUGAGUAUUUUUCUUCUUUUUUUUGUGUAGUGUGCACACAAAGGAUGAGGCAAGUCAUUGCUUAUUUGAAAGAUGUAUGAAUUCAAACCAAAGCUGUAUGCUUAUUUAUUUUGGUUGUGCUUCACUGCAAAGCUUAUGAUCUUUUUUUUAUAUACUUUCAAUUUAAUAUGCAACCAGUUUCACUGGCCUUUAUUUAAAAGUUAAGGGUAUAAAUCGCUGGUAAUUAUGUAUUCAUAAUUGUGGAUUUAUUUUUACAGAAUUUUGUAAAAGCUACUAUUCGUCUAAUAAAAGUCACUUCUGCAUCA